Messenger RNA from Boeremia exigua, 1849 nucleotides. RefSeq lists its product as uncharacterized. The transcript has 3 exons. Gene Ontology annotation, cellular component: uniplex complex; mitochondrial inner membrane. The coding region runs from base 1 to 1581 and encodes 526 amino acids. Gene Ontology annotation, molecular function: uniporter activity; calcium channel activity. Gene Ontology annotation, biological process: calcium import into the mitochondrion; mitochondrial calcium ion homeostasis. The record is from RefSeq and is a predicted model, not a curated record. NCBI's taxonomy places the organism in Eukaryota, Fungi, Ascomycota, Dothideomycetes, Pleosporales, Didymellaceae.
AUGAAUCAUCGCUUAUCGUCCUUAGCGGUCUCUCGCAUCUUGACAGCUCAGCACGCGCCUCUUCAGUCACGAAUUCCAUCAAGACUGCUCCCACGCCCUGGAUCUACGGCACAGACAUCUCAGUUGCGGAGCUUUGGAAUAACAGCUCGUUUACAGGUGAAGCUUCCGAGUAGAGAUGCUGGAAAUUACGACGACUCGAAUGCGCGUCCGGCAUCACAGCUGAACAACAACAUCACACAAGAGGAGAAGGACGACUUUGCGCGUAAGCUACAGGAGGACAAGGGCAAGCAAAUACGUACACCAUGGCAUAGAGACGGUAGCGAUGUACCGCCUGUGGCUAGGCAACGCAGUGCGGGAGCUAUGACAAAGGGCAAGCUGCUCACAACACCCUCACGAAUGCUUAAGAUCAUCCUUCCUCUCACAACCAAGGAUACAAAUUCAGACCGCAAAGAUAUCGAACCUCUCGCCCUGCUAGUCCACCCGCAACAGCCUAUCUCGUAUCUUGAGCGUCUUAUUCAAGCUGAAUUGCCCACAAUCAAGGAUAAAGAUGGCAAGGAACGUAUACCGAGCGUGUAUUUUCGCGCCGAGGACAGUAUGCAAGACUCGAUGCAAAAUUCCGAAGCCAGCGAGACCAUUGUGAGCGAAGAUAGCGAGCCUGACGAGAGUGGGGAAGACUUUGAGCAGGUGGACGAGCACCGCAUAGACGGCAAGACAGUCAAAACAGGCAAGAUCAGGUCAUCUAGCAGCGAAGAAACGGGUGCAGCAAGUGAUCGUAAGACUCCAGAUGAAGCCGCGGAACUGCGAGGCGGCCAUGGCAAGGGUGGUGUCGAAUCAUACUCUGGUCUCGGCCAAGACGCUCCCAGCGACAAGAUCUCGAGCCGCAAGUUCGUACGCUGGUCUAGCAGCACGGAGAUUGGCGACUUCAUCCGCGACGCGGCUCGCGGGCAGGAAUUUGCUAUCGAGAUCGAAGGCGCGCCAGAGGAGAUCCGCGUCGGUGUCCCUUCGUUCAAUGACCGCACAUACUACUUACGCAUGCGUCUGAGAAAGACGGCUAAGCACAUCAGCGAGAUGGCCGACAUCAAGGAGUACUGCGACAAGCUCGCCCAUAAAGCCGCGCAAAAUGUUGCAGUCGCUGGAUUUGCAGGUAUCGUAGGAUGGUGGGGCGUAGUUUACUACCUGACAUUUCAGACGGAACUUGGCUGGGACGUCAUGGAGCCCGUCACCUACCUCGUCGGUCUCUCUACUCUUAUCGGUGGUUACGUCUGGUUCCUUUACCACAACCGCGAAGUCUCAUAUCGCAGCGCCAUGAACUUUACCAUCUCGCGCCGCCAAUCCAAGCUCUAUAACCAACACAAUUUCGACCUGCGAAAAUGGGAGGUACACAUCGAAGACGGCAACGCUUUGAGGAAGGAAAUCAAGGCCAUCGCGAACGAGUACGAUGUCGAGUGGGAUGAAAUGAAGGAAGAGAAGGAUGAGAAAGUAGCUGAGGCACUUCGAAAGGAUCGCAAGAAGAAGCAAGGUAAGAAAGAUAAGGACGACGAUGAACCAAAGGCAGAGAAAUCGGAAGCGAAGAAGGAGUGAUGAUAGAAUUUAGAGCCAUCUUGGGGUGACAACGGCUCACUUAUACAUUGCCUGGCAUUAGCGUGGCGUUGAGGAUAGGCAUCAAUCAGCAUUUUCAUUUGUACAAGUCAUUCAUGCACGGCCUCCCGGUUAUACCAUCUUGUCGACAGUAGAUACUAUAGAACUUGUUUCUGAAGUGUCCUUCUGUUCUUUUACACCUCGGCUGUUCUUCUCUAUUCUAUGUGACCAGAAGCGAGGACAUGAUAGCCCCGGCGAACUGGAAGUCGAG